This is a messenger RNA of Indicator indicator, 5802 nucleotides long. RefSeq names its product clustered mitochondria homolog (gene CLUH). The transcript is spliced from 26 exons. The record is from RefSeq and is a predicted model, not a curated record. Gene Ontology annotation, cellular component: cytoplasm. Gene Ontology annotation, biological process: intracellular distribution of mitochondria. Lineage: Eukaryota; Metazoa; Chordata; Aves; Piciformes; Indicatoridae. Bases 1 to 4041 code for a protein of 1346 amino acids. Gene Ontology annotation, molecular function: mRNA binding; protein binding.
AUGGUCAUUAAAGCGGACGAGAUGCCGCCGGCCGCCGUGCCGGCAGCCGCGCAGGGCGGCGAGCAGCAGGAGCCGGGGCCCCGCGGCAGGAGGCCGGCGGAGACGCAGCAGCGCCCCGAGCACCCUUCUGGCAUGGCAUUGAUGAAUGGCAGCGGCCCACACGAGAACCUCAAGGGUGAGAAGGAUGCCAGGCAGAAUGGGCACGAGGAGGCUGACCCAGGAGAAGAUGGGAAUGACCAGGAGGUGAUUGUCAUCCAGGACACAGGAUUCACCGUCAAGAUCUGCGCCCCGGGGAUAGAGCCCUUCUCCCUGCAGGUCUCUCCUCAAGAGAUGGUGCAAGAGAUCCACCAGGUUCUGAUGGACCGUGAGGACACCUGCCACAGGACCUGCUUCUCCCUGCAGCUGGAUGGCAACGUCCUGGAUAACUUUGCUGAGCUGAAAACCAUCGAAGGGCUGCAGGAGGGCUCGCUGCUGAAAGUGGUGGAAGAGCCCUACACGGUGCGGGAGGCCAGGAUCCAUGUGCGCCACAUCCGGGACCUGCUGAAGAGCCUCGACCCAUCAGAUGCUUUCAAUGGUGUGGACUGUAACUCACUGUCCUUCCUCAGUGUUUUCACUGAAGGAGACCUGGGAGACAGUGGCAAAAGGAAGAAGAAAGGUACCGAAAUGGAACAAAUUGACUGCACCCCUCCUGAACAUAUCCUGCCAGGUAGCAAAGAGAGACCCCUGUGUGCCCUUCAGCCCCAGAACAGAGACUGGAAGCCUUUGCAGUGCCUAAAGGUCUUGACCAUGAGUGGCUGGAACCCUCCUCCUGGUAACCGGAAGAUGCACGGGGACCUGAUGUACCUCUACGUCAUCACGGUGGAGGACCGGCACGUCAGCAUCACCGCCUCCACCAGAGGCUUCUACUUGAACCAGUCUACUGCAUACAACUUCAACCCCAAACCUGCAAACCCCAGUUUUCUCAGUCAUUCCUUGGUGGAACUGCUUAACCAGAUCAGCCCUACCUUCAAAAAAAACUUCUCUGCCCUGCAGAAGAAACGGGUUCAGAGGCACCCCUUUGAGAGGAUAGCUACCCCCUUCCAGGUGUACAGCUGGACGGCCCCGCAGGCAGAGCACGCCAUGGACUGUGUGCGGGCAGAGGAUGCUUACACCUCUAGGCUGGGCUAUGAAGAGCACAUACCUGGACAGACCAGGGACUGGAACGAGGAGCUGCAGACCACCCGGGAGCUGCCGCGCAAGAACCUGCCCGAGAGGCUGCUGAGGGAAAGAGCCAUUUUCAAGGUUCACAGCGACUUCACGGCGGCGGCGACGCGGGGGGCGAUGGCCGUGAUCGACGGCAACGUCAUGGCCAUCAACCCCAGCGAGGAGACCAAGAUGCAGAUGUUCAUCUGGAACAACAUCUUCUUCAGCCUGGGCUUCGACGUGCGUGACCACUACAAGGACUUUGGGGGCGACGUGGCUGCUUACGUGGCUCCCACCAACGACCUCAACGGCGUGCGGACCUACAACGCCGUGGACGUGGAGGGGCUCUACACGCUGGGGACGGUGGUGGUGGACUACAGAGGCUACAGGGUGACAGCUCAGUCCAUUAUUCCUGGCAUUUUGGAACGGGAGCAGGAGCAGAGCGUCAUCUACGGCUCCAUAGACUUUGGCAAGACGGUCGUCUCGCACCCCAAGUACCUGGAGCUGCUGGAGAAGACCAGCAGGCCGCUGAAGAUCCAGAAGCACAGAGUCCUCAACGACAAGAACGAGGAGGUGGAGCUGUGCUCCUCAGUGGAGUGCAAGGGCAUCAUCGGCAACGACGGGCGGCACUACAUCCUGGACCUGCUCCGCACCUUCCCCCCGGACCUCAACUUCCUGCCCGUGGAAGGGGAGGAGAUGCCAGCAGAGUGUAAGAAAAUGGGGUUCCCCAAGCAGCACAGGCACAAGCUCUGCUGCCUGCGCCAGGAGCUCGUCGAUGCCUUUGUGGAGCACAGGUAUCUCUUAUUCAUGAAGCUGGCUGCACUGCAGCUGAUGCAGCAGAAAGCCAACAAGCAGGAGAGCUCUGGAGCUCUGGAAAAUGGCUCCUCUCCGGAGAAUGGCUCUGCAGACAGCGAGAGGCCUGAGCCUGAGGAGGGCAAAAUGGAGGAGAACGUCACUGGGCUGGAGCAGGUGAAGGAGCUCGCUGAGACCAUUGCCUCUGAUGAUGGAGCAGUGGAUCCCAAAAGCAGGGAAGUGAUUCGGAACGCGUGCAAGGCCGUGGGCUCCAUCAGCGACACCUCCUUUGACAUCCGCUUCAACCCAGAUAUUUUCUCUCCAGGUGUUCGUUUUCCUGAGUCUAGCAAAGAGGAGGUGCAGGAUCAGAAGCAGUUGCUGAAGGAUGCUGCUGCCUUCCUGUUGUCCUGCCAGAUCCCAGGUUUGGUCAAAGACUGCCUGGACCACACAGUGCUGCCCAUGGAUGGAGCUACCUUGGCAGAGGCCAUGCACCAGAGGGGCAUCAACAUGCGGUACCUGGGCAAAGUCAUCAACUUCAUCUCCAAGACUCCUGGGCGUGCUCAGCUGGAUCACAUCUUUAAAAUAGGAAUCAGCGAAUUGAUCACCCGAUCGGCUAAGCACAUCUUCAAGACCUACCUCCAGGGUGUGGAGCUGUCAGGUCUGUCAGCAGCCAUCAGCCACUUCCUCAAUUGCUUUCUGAGCUCCUUUCCAAAUCCCAUUGCCCAUCUUCCAGCUGAUGAGCUGGUCUCCAAGAAAAAGAAUAAGAAAAGGAAAAACAGGAACCUUGGCAAUGCUGAUAACACUGCAUGGGCCAGCAUGACCCCUCAGGAGCUCUGGAAGAACAUUUGCUCUGAAGCAAAGAACUACUUUGACUUUAAUCUUGAAUGUGAAAAUGCUGACCAAGCAGCUGAAGUGUACAGCCUCCAGAAAAUCACCCUGCUGCGGGAGAUCUCCCUCAAAACUGGAGUCCAGAUACUGCUGAAAGAGUACAACUUUGACAACAGGCACAAGCCAACCUUCACAGAGGAGGACAUUCUCAACAUCUUCCCUGUGGUGAAGCAUGUGAACCCCAAAGCCUCAGAUGCUUUCCAUUUCUUCCAGAGCGGGCAAGCAAAGGUUCAGCAAGGUUUCCUGAAGGAGGGCUGUGAGCUCAUCAACGAAGCCUUAAACUUGUUCAACAAUGUGUAUGGUGCUAUGCAUGUGGAAAUCUGUGCCUGCCUGAGGCUGCUGGCUCGUCUCAACUACAUCAUGGGGGAUUAUUCAGAGGCCUUAAGUAAUCAGCAGAAAGCGGUGCUAAUGAGUGAGAGGGUCCUGGGUAUUGAGCAUCCCAACACCAUCCAAGAAUACAUGCACCUUGCCCUGUACUGCUUUGCAAACAGCCAACUCUCCACGGCGCUCAACCUGCUGUACCGCGCACGCUACCUCAUGCUGCUGGUCUUUGGGGAGGAUCACCCAGAAAUGGCCCUCUUGGAUAACAACAUCGGCUUGGUGCUGCACGGGGUGAUGGAGUACGACCUGUCCCUCCGCUUCCUGGAGAACGCCCUGGCCAUCAGCUCCAAGUACCACGGCUCCAAGUCUCUGAAAGUUGCACUGAGCCAUCACUUGGUCGCUCGAGUGUACGAGAGCAAGGCCGAGUUCCGGUCAGCGCUGCAGCACGAGAAGGAAGGCUACACCAUCUACAAAAACCAGCUUGGAGAACACCAUGAAAAGACCAAAGAGAGCUCAGAGUACCUGAAGUACCUGACCCAGCAAGCAGUGGCUCUGCAACGCACAAUGAACGAGAUCUACAAGAACGGCUCCAAUGCCAACAUCAUGCCCCUGAAGUUCACAGCUCCCAGUAUGGCCAGUGUCCUGGAGCAGCUCAACAUUAUCAAUGGAAUUCUCUUCAUUCCACUAAGCCAAAAAGACUUGGAGAACCUUAAAGCAGAGGUGCAGCGACGCCAGCAGCUCCAGGAGAGCAUAAAGAGUGGUGAGCAGCUGGAGCCAGAGGACAAAGCUGUGGAGGAGAAAGAGGCUGAGCCAAGCAUGCCUUCUGCUGAGAUCCCCUUAACACAGAGCUCUGCUUAACGUGUACCUCGCUUCAACAAACAAAACACAACAAAAAGUUUCAACCACCCUUGUCUGACUCUGCCCUCCCGGAGCUGGGAGCCCCUGGGGAGCAGCUCCUCCUUUUUUUGACAAUGUUAUUGCACUGGUACAAUUAAUACACAAUGCAAAGAACUAAGCUGAGAAAUGUAUCUGUCUGACUGGGCUUGGCUGCCACGUGUGGAGGGCAAGGGGGCCAGGAGGCCACCACUGCCACCUGCCCUUGAGUGUGUGUGUGGCUGCUGCGUGUGUGUGUGCCUGGCCUCCUCCUCCUCUUCUUUCUACUCUGUACAGAAGCAAUUCCAAACGAACUGUAUCCAGCUUGUGACAUUUCUCAGGUCAUUUUUAUGUUGACUUAAGGACACUGCUUUGCUCAACCAGUACAAAACCACCCCCCCCACCCCCCUUGCUCAGCAGUCUUGUACCAUUGUGGAUUCUGAGCCAAAAGGUUGAUUCACUUUUCCCCUCCUCCCUGCCCCAGUCCCAGCCUGGUUUGUGCUGAGAAGCCAGCAGCCAUCUGUGUGUGGCUCAGCUGCCCUGCAGCCACCUGGAGGGGCAGGGUUGGGGGUGCUCAGCAUUUUCUACAUCAGGAUCCAGCCACUGGAAUUCUUUCACCAUUUGGUUGUUUUUUUUUUUUUCCUACUCCUGGUUGGCAAUUUGGCAUUUCAGGGGGGUUUUGUAAUUCACAUUCUAAUUUUUGAGGGAAAGCUAUAGAUAGAGAUGAGAUAUAUAGAGAGAUAUAUAUGCUACUGCCAGCCCCACCUCUGCUCUGAGUCACUGGGGGUGCUGCAUCCAAAGAGGGGGGGCUGGCUGCUGGAAACGCACACAACCAUCCCUGUGAUGGACACCCAGUGCCUAGCACAGCCUGGCAGUGCCACCCACCCAGGGCUGCACCACAGGGACUUGGCAGGAAACUGGGGCCCUGAAGGGGCCCAGUUACAAGAAGGGGGAGUAGGAGAGGAGGAACAGAAACAGGGAUGGGGUCUCACUGCUCACAGCCCCUGGCCCAGAGCUGCUGGGCUGUGACCCAAGGGGCGAGCUGGGGCAGGCUGGACUCAUACCUGAACCUGCCAGGCUGUGGGGAGGGAGUGUAAAUGAGAACUAACCCCCCACUGCCCCCCAGCACUGCCACCAGUACCCUCCUGCCUCCCUUUUUUUGCACACUGGUUUAGGAUGGUUGCCAGAGGAGCUUCCAUUGCUGGCAAUGGACGUUGCUGCCAUGGCAGAUGCCACUCGCCCAAGCCUGCUGUCCCCUCCCUGCCACACACACAUCCCCUGGUGGCUGUCCAUGACCAGCAGCUGCUCCCCUGGCCACAGCAGGCCCAGGGCAGGUAAGAGGUGGCCACUGCAGGCCGUGGUGUGCCGACAGAGUUGAAUGUCCUCUCUCCAAACAGCUCCAGCUGUGGAACACCCACGGCUAGCACCCAGCCCCUCGCUCCUGCUGUCUGUCCCGGGUCAUCCCCUCUGCUAAUUGGCCUUGCUGCUUUUACUGACCCUCUGGAGAACCUGUGCUGUCGCCACACUCUGUGCCCUCGGUCCCCUGCCCUGCACCACAGGUACCUGUAACCCUGGGGGGAAGAAGAGAGGAGCAGCCUCCACGGUGGUCGAGGUGGUGGUGAAGCAGGAGGAGUCUUUGCUGCAAAGAACUUGCUCCUAAGUAGAGAGAUUCUGAAUUUCCUGGAAAGCAAUCAAUAAAUGACUUCAGUGCAUCUUUCCUACAAGAUUUUUCUUUUUCCUAGUGUC